This is a messenger RNA of Oikopleura dioica, 342 nucleotides long. NCBI's taxonomy places the organism in Eukaryota, Metazoa, Chordata, Appendicularia, Copelata, Oikopleuridae. The record is from the annotation of a GenBank genome assembly.
AUGCCGGUGAAAUGGGUAGAAAUGUUCAAGUUCAAGAAACAGAUGGACAAAGAGAUAGAGGAUGCAGAAGCAGAGCGACUAAAUCCGGAUAUUGAUAUUUAUUCAGCAGUGAGUCCCCUCGCCAGCCCCGCCUCAUCUGACAUUCGCUUAGAAGAAAUCGACCCCGACUGGUGGAAUGCGAAUGCACACUGGGCGAUCGCUGCCAUUGCUGGAAUCAUGCUUCUUCUUUCUGUUUUUGUGACCCUUGGCUGCCUGUAUUACUUGUACAGAAGAGAUCGCGAAAGUGGGGACCACUCUUUUCAACUUCCGCUGGAUGUUGUCUGCGAGCAGGACGAUGACUGA